Molecule: messenger RNA, 848 nt
Organism: Budorcas taxicolor (takin)
Lineage: Eukaryota; Metazoa; Chordata; Mammalia; Artiodactyla; Bovidae
Gene: RNASE6
Product: ribonuclease A family member k6
Exons: 2
Coding region: 196-660 (154 amino acids)
Biological process (GO): antibacterial humoral response; defense response to Gram-negative bacterium; innate immune response
Molecular function (GO): RNA nuclease activity; nucleic acid binding
Source: RefSeq, a predicted model, not a curated record
UUGAAAAUCUAAGUGUUUCAUCCACAUUGUCCACAAGAAAUUCAUCUUCCAAGCUCUAGGUUUCUCUUUCUUAGGGUUCAGAAUCCUUCCCCACGCAGGCAGACCUAGCAUGCCUGGGAGGAGAACAACAGACAAAAGCUUCUGGUCCUGGGACUAACUACUGCUGCUGGAGCCCCAUCGUGGAGACCUGAAAAGAUGGGGCCACAUCUUCUGGGAUGUUCUUCUCUCCUCUUAUUGCUGCUGGGAAUGUGGUGGUCAGUGUGUCCACUUUGUGCUGUGCCAAAAGGUCUCACCAAGGCUCGCUGGUUUGAAAUUCAGCACAUACAGCCAAGGCUUCUCCAAUGCAACACAGCAAUGAGUGGUGUCAAUAACUACACUCGGCAUUGUAAACCUGAAAACACCUUUCUGCACAACUUCUUCCAGGAUGUGACUGCUGUCUGUGAUUUGCCCAACAUCAUCUGUAAGAAUGGCCGGCACAACUGUCACCAGAGUCCAAAGCCUGUCAACCUGACUCAGUGCAAUUUCAUUGCGGGAAGGUAUCCUGAUUGCCGCUACCAUGAUGACGCCCAAUACAAGUUCUUCAUUGUUGCCUGUGACCCUCCUCAGAAGACCGACCCCCCUUAUCAUUUGGUUCCUGUACACUUAGAUAAGGUUGUUUAAAGAUCACUUUGCUUCUCGCUCAGCACAAAUUCUCUUAUGAUAGCCUCUGAUUUUUUUUGUCUCUUAUUGAUUUUCCUGGUCCCCAUAGAAAGAAAAAGGAGAGUAUUGGAAAAAUUAGAGUGAUGAGGAUACCAGACCAGAGUUGGAACAAAAAAAAAAGUCAGAUUCUUUUCUACUUUGGAGCUCUG